Messenger RNA from Apis mellifera (honey bee), 1714 nucleotides. Its product is annotated as cytochrome P450 9e2. The transcript has a single exon. NCBI's taxonomy places the organism in Eukaryota, Metazoa, Arthropoda, Insecta, Hymenoptera, Apidae. The coding region runs from base 85 to 1638 and encodes 517 amino acids. Gene Ontology annotation, molecular function: heme binding; oxidoreductase activity, acting on paired donors, with incorporation or reduction of molecular oxygen; monooxygenase activity. The record is from RefSeq and is a predicted model, not a curated record.
CCUCGCGGAUAUUACAUCAGUCUUGCAAGCUCCAUUCGGACAAUUAUUUAUUGGUCGAAAAAUUUCGAAAAUUCGUGCGUCGUUAUGGAUUAUCUAACAAUCUCUCUCUCGCUGAUAACCGUAUUCGUGGCCGUUUAUUACCUAGCCACGAGGAACAACGACUUUUUCAAGAAGCAUGGGAUACCGCACGUGCCGCCCGUCCCGUUCCUAGGAAACAUGGGCUCGUUGGUCAGACAAAAGUCCAACUUGCACGACGUGAUAGAUCGGACGUACAACCUCGACCCCGGCGCCAAAUACGUGGGCAUUUACGAGUUCACCACUCCUAUAAUAAUACUCCGCGACCUGGACUUGAUCAAGACGAUCACGAUGAAGUAUCUCGAUCAUUUCCCCGAUCAUCGUUCCUUCGCCUACGAGGGCGCCGACCCCGUGUUCGGCAGCAUGCUGUUCGCGAUGAAGGGGGAACGUUGGAAGGAGCACAGGAACAUGCUCACCCCGACCCUCACCUCGAGCAAGAUCAAAGGUAUGUUCAAGCUGAUGACCGAGUGCGCGGUCCGAUUCGCCGACUUUUUGUCCGUGCUGCCCGAAAACGAGCGCGAGACGGAGAUGAAGGCACUGCUCUCGAGAUACGCCAACGACGUGAUAGCCAGCUGCGUGUACGGCGUCUCCGUCGACUCGAUAAACGAUCCAAAGAACAUAUUCUACGUGUACGGGAGGAGAGGGACCAACGUGGUCGGCUUGAAGAAGAGCAUGUUCGUGUUGAUCCACAGGAACAUGCCCUGGCUGGCCAAGCUGUUCGGCUUGAGAUUCCUCGAGAAACACGUGCAAAAGUUCUUCUACGACCUCGUCUACGAGACGAUCGAGAGUAGGGAGAAGUUGGGCACCAACAGAUCGGACGUGUUGCAACUGUUGAUGGACAUAAGGGACAAGGCGAACAGUUCCGGGAAAAUGACUACGAUGACCGUCGAGAACGUAGCCAUUCACGCGUUCACCUUCUUCUUCGGCGGUUUCGACUCCAUCACCUCCGUCACCACCCUUUUGACCCAAAUGCUCGCCGAGCACCCGGACGUGCAGGCGAGGCUGCAGCAGGAGAUCGACGAGACGUUGAGGAGCAACGACGGUGUGUUGACCUACGACGCGGUCCACGGGAUGAAAUACAUGGACGCCGUGAUCAACGAGACCAUGCGCUUCUGCCCCGUCCUCCCGUUCCUGGACAGGAUGUGCGUCGAGAGUUUCCAAUUGCCAGCCCCCGUACCAGGCGGCCAACCUUUCACCCUCCGCCCCGGGAUGAACGUUUGGAUCCCGUUGGCUGCGAUCGGCCGGGACCCGGAAUACUUCGAGGAUCCGGACAAAUUCGACCCGGACAGGUUUCUCAAUCCCGAGGCGGGGAUCAAAAAUUCGGGGGCGCACUUCCCGUUCGGCCUCGGCCAGAGGAAGUGCAUUGGCGAACGGUUCGCCAUGAUGGAGAUGAAGGUGUUGCUGUGCUACGUCCUCGCCGCGUGUAACGUGAGGAUCGGCUCCAAGACGACCGUCCCGAUGAAAUUGGAGAAGGGUUUGAUCAACGCGAACGUCAAAGGCGGUUUCUGGCUGAAGAUCGAGCCUAGGAAGGUUACUUAUUACAACUCUUCUCGUUCCAAUUGAUUUAAUUAGUAUUAUCGUAUGUAUUAGUGUUUUGUAUAUGAUUUGAGUUUGAAUAAAAGAGUAUAUAUCGUUUGAA